Eleginops maclovinus (Patagonian blennie) is the source of this 942-nucleotide messenger RNA. RefSeq names its product olfactory receptor 5B17-like. Gene Ontology annotation, biological process: detection of chemical stimulus involved in sensory perception of smell; G protein-coupled receptor signaling pathway. The coding region runs from base 1 to 942 and encodes 313 amino acids. Gene Ontology annotation, molecular function: olfactory receptor activity; odorant binding. NCBI's taxonomy places the organism in Eukaryota, Metazoa, Chordata, Actinopteri, Perciformes, Eleginopidae. Gene Ontology annotation, cellular component: membrane. The transcript has a single exon. The record is from RefSeq and is a predicted model, not a curated record.
AUGGAAAACCUGACUCUGAAUGAGGAUACCCUCCUCCUGGAGGGGUUAAAGGUCUCCCCUCAGUCCACCAUCCCCUCCUUCGUCCUCCUCCUCCUCAUCUACAUCUUUGUCCUUGUGUCUAACAUCACGCUGGUGGUGCUCAUCACUUCCAGCAGUAGCCUGCACCAGCCCAUGUACCUGCUGUUCUGCAACAUGAGUGUUAAUGACAUCUUUGGGGCAACGAUUGUCACCCCGCACGUUCUCCGGGACAUCUUUAUCCCUCCAUCAGAGCGGUACAUUCGCUACAUCGACUGCGCCUUCCAGGCCUUCUGCGUUCACCUCUACGCCGGCACAUCCCACACCGUGCUCAUGAUCAUGGCGUUCGAUCGCUACGUGGCCAUCUGCAACCCGCUGCACUACGCCACCAUCAUGACCCACAGGAUGGUGCUGGGUCUGUCGGUGUGGGCGUGGUCGACCACGUUCAUCGCGGUCUCGAUCCUCAUCGGCCUCAGCGUGCGGCUGUCUCGCUGCAGGAAGGUGAUACCCAACCCGUUCUGCGACAACGCCUCCCUCUUCAACCUGUCCUGCGAGAGCGUGCUCAUCAACAACAUCUACGCCCUCGGCUACACCGUGGUGCUGCUGGGCUCCUCCAUCAUCAGCGUCACGCUCACCUACCUGAGGAUCGCCACGGUGUGUCUGCGCAGUAAGAACCAGGCCCUGAACAGCAAGGCGCUGCAGACCUGCGGCACGCACCUGGCCGUGUACGUCUUCAUGCUGGGGUCCGCCCUCAUCAUCAUCACCCUGCACCGCUUCCCGCAGAUGUCGGACUACAGGAAGGUGGUGUCAGUUUUAUGUGAAGCCACUUUGCCUGCUUUCAACGCCAUCAUCUACGGGCUGCAGAUCAAAGCGAUAAAGCAGAAGAUUACGUUUUUGUUCCGCAGCAGACGCGUUCAGAUGAAAUAG